Ophidiomyces ophidiicola is the source of this 1734-nucleotide messenger RNA. RefSeq lists its product as uncharacterized. The transcript has 2 exons. Gene Ontology annotation, biological process: mRNA splicing, via spliceosome. Gene Ontology annotation, cellular component: precatalytic spliceosome; nucleus; U2-type spliceosomal complex. The record is from RefSeq and is a predicted model, not a curated record. Lineage: Eukaryota; Fungi; Ascomycota; Eurotiomycetes; Onygenales; Onygenaceae. The coding region runs from base 1 to 1734 and encodes 577 amino acids.
AUGGCUACAGCAGCUGCGAAACCCAGUAAAAACCAACUGCGGCGAGCAAAGAAGAAGGCCAAGAAAGCCGAAGCUGAACCACAGAGCAAUGGAACGCCGUCAGCGACCGUCACGCCUUCAGAGCCGGAUGUCCCCCAGUCUCAGCCUAAACCGGCAGAUACGGCUCACAACAAUGAUGGGGAUGGGGAUGGAGAAGCAGAUUACUCCUCGACCGAAUUUGCGCCUCAAUUAGAUGAGAAGGACCCGUUAUAUGAGAUGUUCAAAAAUGUGAUGGGAAGGUUUGAGCAAGUUGAAGUUGAAGAAGCUUUACUGAAGGUUUCCGAUAAGCCCGAAAUAUAUUUUGAGGAUGAUGAUAUUCCGGAUGAGGAUGAAGAAAGCGCUGCACCUAAAAUUUCUAAAAAGAAAAGGAAGGAGAUGAAUAAGUUAUCAGUUGCGGAGCUGAAAGCUAUGGUUAAGAAACCCGAGACGAUCGAUUGGACGGACGCCUCAGCAUCAGAUCCGAGGCUUCUUGUCCAUAUCAAAGAGUAUAGGAACGUAGUACCUGUUCCUAGUCACUGGUCUCUGAAACGGGAAUACCUGUCAUCGAAAAGAGGUAUAGAAAAAUCUCCGUUCCAGCUACCCAAGUUCAUCCAGGAGACUGGAAUCGCGGAAAUGCGCGAUGCUGUUUUGGAGAAACAAGACCAACAGUCUCUCAAACAAAAGCAGCGUGAACGCGUGCAGCCCAAGAUGGGAAAACUCGAUAUCGACUAUCAAAAGUUAUACGAAGCCUUUUUUAGAUUUCAGACGAAGCCGGAAUUGACUCGUUACGGAGAGGUAUACUACGAAGGUAAAGAAUACGAAACUAACCUCCGCCAUCUACGACCAGGUGAGCUCAGUGAUGAGCUGAAAGAAGCGCUGAAUAUUCCUCCUGGCGCACCUCCGCCAUGGCUCAUCAAUCAACAGCGCUACGGGCCUCCUCCAUCGUAUCCUGCCCUUAAAAUUCCCGGCCUCAACGCGCCACCUCCGCCAGGUGCUAUGUGGGGUUACCAUCCUGGCGGGUAUGGCAAGCCUCCUGUGGAUGAGCAUAAUCGCCCUCUUUAUGGCGGUGAUAUUUUUGGUGUUUUGCAAACACAGCAGAAUGUUCAGCAAGGGGAGCCCGUAGAGAAAGAUUUAUGGGGUGAGCUACAACCUCCAGAGGAAGAAUCCGAGGAAGAGGAGGAAGAUGAGGAAGAAGAGGAGGGUGACGAGGAUGUUGCCGCUGGAUUACAAACCCCAAGCGGACUGGAAACACCUAGCGGCAUGGUAUCUGCCAUGCCGUCUGAAUUUGGAGCUGCUGAAAGUAUUGCAGGGGAGUUUGAUCUCCGAAAACAUAAUCGUGGGACGGAAACCGAAGAAACCACGCAUCCGAGGUCGGCUUACCAAGUCAUCCCUGAAAGGCAGGCUCAGGUUCAGGGCUUUUUCGGUGGCGAUCGAGUGUAUGAUAUCAAAGCGGGAGAGUCCAAUAUUCCGCUUUUGGGAUCGGAGGAGCAGAAUAGAAAGAGGAAGAAGCCAGGGGAUGUAGACGUAUCUCUCGACCCAGACGCGCUACAAUCGCACGGCGGCAUCAACAAGGACAACUUGAAGAGCCUCUACGAAACGCAGAAGCAACAAGAGGCCAACCCCGACUGGUCAUUCCAGGAGGAUUUAAGUGAUAUGAUUGCGAAUGAAAGCCGGAAAAGAUUAAAAAAAGAUGAGGAGAGGCGGUCCAAAAGAUAA